This is a messenger RNA of Adineta ricciae, 390 nucleotides long. NCBI's taxonomy places the organism in Eukaryota, Metazoa, Rotifera, Eurotatoria, Adinetida, Adinetidae. The record is from the annotation of a GenBank genome assembly.
AUGAUUUUUGUCGUUUUAGAUUGUCAAGCGCAGUUCGAUUUCACUGAACAUACGCUAGAAGAUUGUGAUGGGAAAUGUUGGAAGUCUAUUGAUUUGAUCGAUUUGAAACGUAUAGGAAAUAAUAGUGAAGAACGAUUGAAAUUAAAAGAUAAAGCUUUGGCGUUACUUCGCUCGAGUCGCCGAUGUUUUUCAGCUGACGAAUUACUUCGCGCAAAUGAAAUGGGAAUUGUUACAGCGAAUGGAUGUCGAAAAUUAAAACGAGAUUCGGAUAAGUCCAAAGAAAUUUGCUUUUGUUCAGAUCAAGAUAUGUGUAAUCAAGUCAUGAAAGUAUCCAAUUCUUUAUUUAUUCAAUACGCAUCUGUUCUAACUCUUUUCUUAUGUCUAUUGUAA